GCAGCGGCUCGCUUAAGUAACGGAAAAUUGAAAGAUCAAAUUUAACGAAAAAAGUGGAAAAAAAAGAUUUCAAAUUUAAAAAAAGAAUUAUUAAAUAUUAAGCAAACAAUAAGAAAAUAAAAGUAAUGACAUUUUCUUAAAAUAUUAAGCUAAACAAAAGUAAUGAAAUUCAAAAGCAAUUAAAAAGUAAAAAUUUAUUAUUAUUAAUUAAAACAUCUAAGUGUUAAUUUAGAGCAAGCUAUUUAAUAAAUAAAACACAAAAUGGCGACUUUAGCUUUAAGAUCAAAUAAGGAAGUCAUGCAUAAAGCCGGCUGGAAAUUGGAUGAAAAUGAGGAAGCCUGUUACAUUGACAUAGAGAAUGACGAUGAUGCGACCACAGACACAGUUGACGACAAGAAUAGAACAUAUUCAAAUUGGAAUAAUCUGCCCGAUAUAGUGCUGGAACAAAUCUUUACAUAUUUAUCACCCAGAGAACGUUACUAUGCGGGUUUGGCCUGCAAACAAUGGUCACGGGCUUUUUACUUGCCCACCGUUUGGGAUAAUUUUCUAGUCGAUGAUCGCACCUUGACCCGGCAAAAAUACAAUUAUUAUUCUGGCUGGCAAUACUGUUUGGAUCACAUGCGCACACAGAAUUGUUUGGCACGCAUUGGCCGUUACUUGAGAGGUUUGGAAUUUCGGCCCGAAAUUAGUUUCAAUAAUAUCUAUCAGUUCAUGACCAUGUUGUCAUGGAGCAUGGGCAAGGCUGCCGAGGUAAAUGGUCCCAAAGAGAUGAAGGGCACUGGCUCACGUAUACGUUCGUUGGUGUAUGUAUUUCCCUGCAACAUGUCACAAGCCAAUGAUCCCGAGGGUAUAAAACUCUUUGGUACGGGCGGUCAACUGCUGAAGGGUUUAAAGGAUUUGCUAUCGAAAUUAACGAAUUUAAGAACUUUGAAAUUAAUCGAUUUUGUAUUGGAGCGUUAUGAAGCUAAACAUUUGCUGGACGAAGUCUUGGAUGCCUGUUGCACGAAAAUGCGUGUCUUGAAUUUGGUGAAUGUGACUACUUUGCAUUGCCCCAUAAUGCAUGUGGGUUUGUUUUUAAAUUUGCAGAAUUUAACCAUUUCCCCUCAAAACAUAGACGAUGAUGUCUUAUUACUGUUGGCCGAUACCAAAUUGAAACAUUUACAUUUAUUGCAAAAUUGUUAUACCCUUUCAUAUCUCACGAUUGGCCAUUGCAGUGUCAAGGCCUGGCGAAUAUUGAAAAGAGACAAUCCCAAGUUAAAGGUUCACUUAAGAGUCGAAUCUAUGAACGAUGGUGAAAUUGUCUUUCAGCCUGAAGCUCCGGUUUAUAGUGUGACUUAUGCUGCUCCCAAAACCAUGAUCCAUCCAGAUAUUGUUAUGAAAAUGGUGGAUCAUUAUAAAAAUCAUUUGGCUGUUUAUGGUUAUGAGACGAUGCCACGUUUUUCUAGUCCCAAAUCUUUUCACAAUCGUAUCGAUUCGUUGAUGUUGUUAAUUUGUAGACAAUGUUUUAAUUUACAUACUUUGUUGGUUCGCGAGAAGGUCUCCACCUCAACUGUGCUUUUAAUAGCUCGUACUGCAAAAAAUCUUCGACGUUUAUAUGUGCGUCGCUUUGGCACCAUAAUACGUUGCGAUUGGCCCCGACAUCCCGAAUGGUCCGAUGAGUUUAAUAUAUGGCUGCGUCGUUCAUCGCGAUCGUACGAGUCCGUGGAACGUGAAGUUUCACAAAUUUUAGGUUACAGUUGGCACUUUUUAAGCGAUCAGGAAUACAAACUAGUUACAGCGGACGUUCAAAAUGAAUGGUGAAAUAAAUAGUUAAGUAAAUGUGAUAUUGUUAUAAAAGAAAAUGUUGUUUUUAUUUAUUUUAUUAAAUUAUUAUUAUUUUUUUAAAA
Molecule: messenger RNA, 1886 nt
Organism: Calliphora vicina (urban bluebottle blowfly)
Lineage: Eukaryota; Metazoa; Arthropoda; Insecta; Diptera; Calliphoridae
Product: F-box only protein 39-like
Exons: 6
Coding region: 262-1800 (512 amino acids)
Molecular function (GO): protein binding
Source: RefSeq, a predicted model, not a curated record